CAGACAGUGAGAGAGAACCAGGCUGGGAAGACACGAUACUCGGGAGGUACAGAGACGGUGCGUCCAGGAGAUACCCGAGCAGAAAGAUUCAUCAACAGAAGAGUUGUAGAACGGACAGAGAAAACGGGUCGUUGAACCCGGAAGUGUUAUUAUUUUGUGUGUAUACGGAAUUAAACUUACGUGCUUCCCAGCCAAACCGACCCCGCCUCCUUCACAACGAACCUUGUUACACUGGUGCCGAAACCCGGGAAGAAAGGAGUCAGCCGCCACCAUGCAGUCCCCGCCAGGAUCGCCAUUUGUGGAGGGUCUCUUCAACCUCUUCCAGAGCGGUGCCCCUUCCCAGGUCUAGGGGGUACUUCUAUCCGCGGCCGGCCCCGAGAACCCGGUUCCCACCAGAGGCGGGGCCAUACGGAGCUGUAAGGUCCCCGGAGGGACAACCCCACCGGACCGGCAACGGUCCACAGACCUCUUCCCUGUCGUCAGCCUCUCCUCGCCAAUUCGGGGGUCUGCUUCCUGCCGCUGGGGCGGCGGGGACUCCUGGGCCGGCCUGUUGGCGUUGUGGGGACCCCGGUCAUUUUAUCGACCGAUGUCCUAUGAUGGAGGUCGAUAUGAUGAUCCGGGUUCCCGACAACCCUCAGGCUGCCCUCGGUCAAGAUGGGCUGUACCAAAUACCUGGCUGCAUCCCAUUGAAAGGCAGCCAAGUGAAUGAGCUGACAACCAAUCCAGAAGAGCCGGGUCGACACCUUUUUGAGAUUGUGCCAGCUGGUGAGAAAGACAAGGCAGCGAUAAGCCAUGAAUCCUUUCUACUCAUGGCAAACUCCCAGAGUGACAUGGACGACUGGGUGAAGACCAUUAGGCGGGCCAUUUGGGCUCCGUUCGGAGGAGGGAAAUUUGGGCAGCAUUUGGAGGACACCGUCCUGUACGAAAGGAAGUUUGGUCCUCGCCUCGCGCCUCUUAUAGUUGAGCAGUGUGUGGACUUCAUCAGGGAACAGGGACUCGAUGAAGAAGGUCUGUUCCGGAUGCCAGGUCAAGCCAAUCUAGUGAAGGAUCUUCAGGAGGCCUUUGAUUGUGGAGAUAAACCCCAGUUUGACAGCAACACUGAUGUGCACACUGUGGCUUCCCUGCUAAAGCUGUACCUCAGAGAACUGCCCGAGCCAGUCAUUCCUUUCUCUAAAUAUGAGAACUUCCUCUCUUGCGCUCAGCUCCUGGCAAAAGAUGAGGAAGAAGGAACACAAAAAUUGGGAAAGCUAGUGAAGACCCUUCCAGUUGCAAAUUACAACCUCUUGAAAUACAUAUGCAAAUUUCUGGAUGAAGUGCAGUCUUACUCGCAUGAAAACAAAAUGGGUGUGCAGAAUUUGGCCACCGUGUUUGGACCAAAUAUCCUUCGUCCUAAAAAGGAGGACCCGGAAACUAUUAUGGAAGGGACCACCCUUGUUCAGCAUCUCAUGACAGUACUUAUUAGUAAACAUGAUCACCUCUAUAUUGAAAAAGACUCUGAAAUGCCUCAGUCCCAGGCGGAAGUAAGAUUCCAAGGACAACAACGUCAGCAAACCAACAUGGUUGACUGGAUCUCUGAGGAGGACCUCCAUCCCUGCCCACCCACAGGGAAGAAUGCUAACCCAAAUGACAGUUCUUCCAAUAACAGUGCCUCAUCUGUAGAUGCCUCCCAGGCAUCUUUCACCUCCAAGUCCGUUCCUCAGGGAAAGGGGGACACAGCUGUCAGUCCUAGUAAGCAGGCUAAGACCCUGCCUGGGUGGAAGUACUCUUUCAAAGGUUCCCCUCCUCGUCCACAGUCUGCCAAAGUCGGUGGUUCCACAGUGGACGUGUCCACCGCUUCCAGUGGGAACUGGCUCAUGAAUGGGCUGUCGUCACUUCGGGGACAUAGACGUACCUCCUCUGGAGAACGCUCUAGAGAUUCUGGUUCCUCUCAGAGACUGUCUACUUAUGACAACGUAACAUCUUCAUCAAGUUUGGGUAGCGUGUUGAGUAUAGAAAGCACACCAUUGUCCACCUCUUCUUGUGAGAUAUCCGUUCCCCAUUCAGGGAGUGACCCAUUGGGUACAGACUCAAGGACAGAGGACAGUCUGCAGUCAGGAAUAAGUUUUCAGGAAACAGCACAAUCUGAGGAAGACAUGAAGCUCACCAUGAAAGAGGAGGGUAAAAUCAGUGUGGAGAACAGUGCAGGCAGUCUGCCCUGCAGUGACAAUGGAAACUUAGCAUCCAUCAUUAGAGUUGUGGAUGAAGGCACAGUGGAAAGCCACUCAUCUCCGUCCGGCGAGGUGGCAGAGCUGAAAGAAGAACUGAGAGAGCAGCAACAAGUGUAUGAAUCUAGAAUUAAAAAGUUGGAAGAGUCAAGUGCAGCCAUGUGUUCUCAGAUGGAGAGACUCGAGCAAGAGAUAGAACAGGAAAGGAAAAGAAAAAAAAUGCUUGAGAUCAAACUCCGGAACUCUGAACGGGCCCGUGAAGACGCAGAAAAUCGCAAUUGCCUCCUUGAAAAAGAAAUGGAAGAUUUCUUUUCCACACUUGGGGACCUGGCUCUUGGAAGCCAUACGAGUGACAUUUAAUACAAGGAUAUACAAUCAAAACAAAGACUUGCAGGAUGUUUAAGGAAGUUAAGGGCAUUGUGCAAUGUCCCUUCCUUCCAACAAUCUACCUUUUUUUUUAUUGAAAGUAAGAUCUCGAUAAAGAAUUUGUUUGUUUAAAUGACAUAUGGACAACGAAACAGUUAAUGGAUCAUCUCAAUCCAGCUCUGAAUUCAAGAAAUCUGCAUUUGUAGAGGUCUCAUUUUUGGAAAUGUAAUGUUGCAAACGUGACUAAAAAAACUCCAGAUCUCAGUAAUGAAUACUAUAGCAUACUAUAGCAUAUUGGGUAGGCUAAUAUAAGACUGUCAAAGUGGCCAUUUGUGUCACUUUCCUAAAUUAUGUUAGAAAUGUUACUUGUCAGUUUAACUAUUUUAUGUAUUUAUUUUGUUGUAGACUGUUGUAUAGAAAGUGUAGAAUGUAGAUGUCUCUUAAAUGUACAUCAACAUCAAGCCAUAGAAUUUGUAGCCUCAGCUCAUUUUUAAAUAAUAUUUCUGAUUGAACACUUAAUGUACAAUGGCAUGAUGUUCUUAGCCUGACAGUUAACUUUCCAGGCUUUUAAUACAAAGGUUUCAGGUUUUCAUGUUUCAGUUAUCAGUCCAUUUUUAUAUAUAUAAUAAAUAUAUAUAUAGUUUAUUUGUAGAAUAACUGCUUUUACAAAAGACGUUAUGCCUAUUUAGAUGAUGUGAAGAUGUUAUAAAUCAUCAUGAUUUGACUGCUCUACUGCGGAUCACACAUGAUGAUUAGAUUGCUGUGCUGUGCUGAAAUGUUACCAAAAGUGUCACUGUUCUGUUAUAAAUAAAAUGAAAUGAAAUGGAGAAGUGUAAUACAGACAUAUCACCAAAUUGUGUGUCUGGUUUGAUAUUAAAGAACAAUUUUGGAAUGAGCUCAAAAGCUCUAGGGUGCCUUGCAAUGAGAACUGGAAAAAGUUCAGAUUCAAACCUUUUUAUUUGCAGUACUCAUUGGCAUCGUAAGAUCCCCUUGCA
Molecule: messenger RNA, 3565 nt
Organism: Triplophysa dalaica
Lineage: Eukaryota; Metazoa; Chordata; Actinopteri; Cypriniformes; Nemacheilidae
Gene: arhgap22b
Product: rho GTPase-activating protein 22
Exons: 10
Coding region: 594-2564 (656 amino acids)
Biological process (GO): activation of GTPase activity; signal transduction
Cellular component (GO): focal adhesion
Molecular function (GO): GTPase activator activity; nucleic acid binding; zinc ion binding
Source: RefSeq, a predicted model, not a curated record